Molecule: messenger RNA, 1473 nt
Organism: Microtus oregoni (creeping vole)
Lineage: Eukaryota; Metazoa; Chordata; Mammalia; Rodentia; Cricetidae
Product: serine/threonine-protein kinase Nek1-like
Exons: 9
Coding region: 430-1467 (345 amino acids)
Biological process (GO): protein phosphorylation
Molecular function (GO): ATP binding; protein kinase activity
Source: RefSeq, a predicted model, not a curated record
CAGGGGGCAUCUAGCCCCCCAGUCGCACGUGCUGCGGCUCCGCGCCCGGCCCUGCCUCCUGGCCCUGUGAAGUUGGGGGCGGUACCCAGUCACUCCCCCUGUGCCGCCGCCGUUUCCAAGGGGUCAGAAACCGCUGUGUUUGCGUCGUCCGCGGAGCCGGGCUCCGUGGUGCGGGCGUUUGCCUGGCCGGCCGGAGGCGAGCCUGACGCAUCAGCCGGAGACCCGUGCCAGGGCUGUGAGCGGCUGCUGGAGAGACAGACUCGCUUUCUCUUUCAGCAUGCCUUUUUCAAAGUGCACCGUGGUGCCGCUGCCUUAAGCCCUAGGGGAAGACCCUGCUGCCUCUGGACUGGUGCUUCUGGUCGCCACUGUUAUUCUGAAUCAAGUACCUUGUCAUUGAGCUACCCUAUAAAAAUGCCUUAAGAAAGAGCCAUGGAGAAGUAUGUUAGACUACAGAAGAUUGGAGAAGGCUCAUUUGGAAAAGCUGUUCUUGUUAAGUCCACGGAGGAUGGCAGGCAUUAUGUUAUCAAGGAAAUUAACAUUUCAAGGAUGUCCGGCAAAGAACGGCAGGAAUCAAGGAGAGAAGUUGCAGUGUUGGCAAACAUGAAGCAUCCAAAUAUUGUCCAAUAUAAAGAAUCCUUUGAAGUUGGUGGUGAAGGUAAGGAGCUCAGAUAUUUCUCUACCUUUGGAGCAUCAAGAAAUGGGGGGUUCUCCAUCAAAGCAGCAAAUGAGACCUGUUAUUUCUGUGACUUCGGCUUUGAAAGAAGUGGGCCUGAACCUGAUGAUUUGGAGACAGAAGUUCUCCAAGAGCCAAGUAGCACAGACACAGAUGGAAGUUUGCCACGUGCUGUUAAUGAUGUGUGGAUUAGUGAGGAAGAAGAAGCUAAGGAAACAGAGUUGGAAGAUAAGGUUGCUGAGCAGCAGAGUGAGGUUUGUGAAGGCAGCAUUCCAGGGAAUGUGGAGCAGUCUCGUGAGGAUCAUAUAGAGCCUGCAGUAGAUGAUUCUCAGCAGUCCAGAUGUGACGUAGAGAAGUCAGUACCGCCAGAACCAUUCUUCCAGAAAGUGGCUCAGUCUGAGCACUUGAGCGUAGUUCAGUCAGAACCAGUUUCACUCCGAUCUCGCUCUGAUUCACCACCAAAAGCUAAAACCAAGAACUCCUUACUGAUCAGGCUUUCAACUGGUCUAUUUGAUGCAAACAACCCAAAGAUGCUGAGGACAUGCUCACUCCCAGAUCUUUCCAAGCUGUUCAGAACCCUGAUGGACGUUCCCACUAUAGGAGAUGUUCAUCAGGACAGUCUGGAGAUAGAGGAGCUUGAAGAUGAGCUCAGUAAAGAUUCUGAAGACACUGUGGUGCUUCACAUCACUUUCCCAAUGUGCAGAGCACUGUUAGCCUCCACGAACUCGCGUGGCUGGCACUGGAAUGGCGUUGAGCACGUCGAAGAGACUAUCCUCCACCCUCUUCUCAUUUAACGCUCC